AUGGCUAUGAUGAGAACAAAAACGUUGGCGACACGCACGAAUCACGCGUUGCGCUUGUCAAAAACCGGAGCUGCGGUGAAAAUGAUGUUGUCACGUAUUAAUUUGGCUACUCGUGGAAUCAAUUGUGAGACAGAGUAUGGAAAGCGAAUGAAUGAUUUGUCGCGACGUAUCUUCAGUGAACCACAACGAACAACUGAAUCGAAAAAUCUGAAAGUUGUAAGAGUUAUGUCGGAAGAGCCGUUGGAACAACAACCAUUCAAAUCAAUUGAUUAUUAUCCUAAUCAACCGAUGUUCCACUAUCUAACAAAAAUGUUGCGGUUCCAUGGUCUUUAUUUUGAUGAACAUGUUGUAUGGAGAGAAGUACAGAUGAAUGUUGAUGAAUCAUGUGGAAGUAUGAUCUCAACAGGACAAUUAUAUCACGAGAAACAACGAAUGCAGCUCUGUUUGGUGCAUACAUUAAAUACGUUGUUGCAGAGAAAUGAAUUUAAGAAGAUUGAUUUGGAUUGUAUCGCGGAAAAUUUACAUAGUUCUCGCUGGUUCAAUCGACAUCGUUCAAUGUUCGGCUUUGGUAAUUAUGACAUUAACGUGUUGAUUGCGGCGUUGGAAACAAAAAAUCUAAUGGUGAACUGGUUCGAUUCGAGACGUUCCACUACUUGUUUGGACUUUUCCAAGAUUUUCGGUUUUAUAUUCAAUAUCUCAUCGCGUGGCUUUAUACCACUCUGGACGGGACAUCACUGGUUUACUGUACGACAAAUAGGUGUUGCUGGAUUUUUCAAUUUCGACUCAAAAUUAAACGAACCAAUGCCAAUUAAUGAUAUUGUUGCAUUUUCGGAUUCAUUAUUAGCAAAAGGAGCUCAAUUAAUGGUUGUUGUUGAACCUCAAAAUGCUAAUAGUUAUUUCUUGAAUAGUGAAUAUUUGGUUUGA
Molecule: messenger RNA, 924 nt
Organism: Acanthocheilonema viteae
Lineage: Eukaryota; Metazoa; Nematoda; Chromadorea; Rhabditida; Onchocercidae
Source: the annotation of a GenBank genome assembly